Messenger RNA from Dictyostelium purpureum, 696 nucleotides. RefSeq lists its product as uncharacterized. The record is from RefSeq and is a predicted model, not a curated record. The transcript is spliced from 2 exons. The coding region runs from base 1 to 696 and encodes 231 amino acids. NCBI's taxonomy places the organism in Eukaryota, Evosea, Eumycetozoa, Dictyosteliales, Dictyosteliaceae.
AUGGCUUCAUACAUUACGAACAAUGUUAUAGAGAAACAAACUACGUUAAAUUUUUCUAAAUUUAUUAAACCAUUAUCUUUUAUUUUGGAUUCUAGUUUCCCAGGAUUUUUUCGAUAUAUUAUUAAAUCCCAAACCAACUAUUAUGAAAAAGGAAGCAAAGAUAAUCGUUAUUCAAAUUUCGAUUAUCCACUACACAACGCCAGUAUGGAUGAUCCCAAAGGUUGUGGCUAUGAAAUCCCACCAGUUAAAAGUGAUGUCAUUUAUGUAUAUAAUAACUAUAAUUACACCUCUAGUACAUCAUAUACCAGUCUAAAUAAUACUUCGAUUUUUCAAUAUGGCAAUAAAUCUUGUUUUAGUAACGCCAUUAUGAAUGGUUAUAAAAAUAGUGAUGAUGAUAUAAAUUUUAAUUACUGUUAUAAUCACUACCCUAUUCAAGCUGAAACACCAGUUCCAACAUCAAUGGUAUCACCAACACCAAUGGUAUCAUCUGCACCAAUGGAAACAUCCGCACCGAUGGUAGCUUCAACAACGUUUACAACUCCUCCAUCAAUGGUAACAUCAUUAAUUCUUCCAGCGAUACCAGAUUACCCAGCUAUGCCAUCAAUACCAGCUAUUUAUCUUUGUAAUGCUUGUGCCAAAGCCGAGUCUAUCAGAAUUAAAUCGGAAAAUGAAGCAGCUUCAAAAUCAAAAUUAUAA